Messenger RNA from Trichomonas vaginalis G3, 285 nucleotides. RefSeq lists its product as uncharacterized. The coding region runs from base 1 to 285 and encodes 94 amino acids. The record is from RefSeq and is a predicted model, not a curated record. NCBI's taxonomy places the organism in Eukaryota, Parabasalia, Trichomonadida, Trichomonadidae. The transcript has a single exon.
AUGAAGCCCAAGGUCAAGUUCACCACUAUUUCUGGAAGGGCUGCCUUGACUCUCGAGAUUUCGACUGGAAUUCCAAUUCAAAUACCAGAAAACACUCCUUUCGACGGCAUAAAGCAAGCAAAGAAAGAAGCUCUUCUCAAGUUCUUUGCCAAGCGUCCUUGGAUACUACUUCCAAACAGAGAGAGUCCAAUUCCACGAAUUAUACAAAUUCUCAGAGCACUGUUCCACUUCUCGGGUCAGCCGUUCUACAUAACCUGUGAAGGCGACAUCCAACCAGUUCAGUAA